AUGCCCUCGUAUGGCGCCGAAGCAACCGACCGCCCAUCCUUUGCCCAUGCACAAACAACAUCCACGCCGCCCGCGCGCACCCCCUCGGACCGCUCGUCUCCCAAUGGCAGUGCUGCGGCCAUGAACGGGAAGCUAUCCAACGGCCGCCCGACCAGGCCCGCGAGCAUCGACAAGCGCCUGUCGCAGGAAGAAGGGCGCCAUGGCCGGAGUAGGGGAGACGCCAUCGACGCCGACAGCUUCAACAACAACAACCGCUCGCCCGACAUGCACCGGCUGUCCAGCGAGCGCCCGAGCAGGGACGAUGGCUACUUUGCCUCGAUCCAUAGCAGCAAGACCAAGGACCGCCUCUGUGGCAGCACCACGCACGUCGAACUCGGCCAGAUAGAUGCCCUCGAUGGCACAAAAGAAGCAAGCAAGGACUUCUACGUGCCGCAUGUCGGCUCCAUGUCCAACUCUACCACAUCGCCCUCGCCCCAGCCCCAGCCCGACGAGGCCGCAUCGAGCCUGCAGGUACCGACCCAGCCGCAUCGCGUCUCCUCCCCACCAGCUUUCAACCACAACAACCCCAACUCUUCGCAGCCACCCCACCGCCUACAGCAACGUCACACCCUCGAGGUCCCCAAGCUGCAGACAUCGCGCGCCCGCGACACCCAGAACAACACUGACGACGUCAUCAGCGCAAGCGGGAGGUUCUCGCCCUCUACGCCGCACCGUCGGAGAGGCUCCAUGUCGCUUGUGCGUAGGACCACACGCUCCGUCAACUCAGACAUGCCUCCUGACGAGGUGCCCCAGGACGAUGAGGCCGCGCGAUGGGCUGAACACAUACGACAGAAGAGAGCCAGCAAGAGGAAGCGCAAGGAGGACGAGGACGAGGACCGCGUCGUAGUAGGCACCAAGGUGGACCAGAAUCACGUCAACUGGGUCACUGCCUACAACAUGCUGACGGGUAUUCGCUUCACCGUCUCGCGAACCAACGCCAAGAUGGACCGAGAUCUUACCGAUGCUGACUUUGACGCGAAGCACAAGUUUUCGUUUGACAUGUACGUGCCGGCUGUUUUUCCUUAUAACAUCACGGAUUUGUUCGAGUUCACCUUCACUUCAACUGGCAACGAGCUUACUCCUUCCGCCAAGUACGACUUCAAGUUCAAGGACUAUGCGCCAUGGGUCUUCCGCCAUCUCCGCACUACCUUCAAGCUCGACCCUGCCGAUUACCUUGUCUCGUUGACAAGUAAAUACAUUCUUUCCGAGCUCGGCUCUCCAGGCAAGAGCGGCAGCUUUUUCUAUUUCUCUCGCGACUACAAGUACAUCAUCAAGACUAUCCAUCACGCUGAACACAAAUUCCUGCGCAAGAUUCUCAAAGACUACUACAACCACGUACAAGAGAACCCCAACACCCUUCUUUCCCAGUUCUACGGCCUGCAUCGCGUAAAGAUACCCUAUGGACGUAAGAUCCAUUUCGUCGUCAUGAACAACCUGUUCCCUCCGCAUCGAGAUAUCCACCGCACAUUUGAUUUGAAGGGCUCGACGAUUGGGCGAGACUUCAAGGAGGAUAAUCUGGCGACCAACCCUCGCGCAACUCUAAAGGACCUGAAUUGGUUACGCAGAAAUCAGCAUCUCGAGUUAGGACCAUCGAAGAAAAAGAUGUUUAUCGAGCAGAUGCAGAGGGAUGUCAAGUUGCUGCAGCGCUUGCACAUCAUGGACUACUCACUUCUCAUUGGUAUCCACGACUUGGAGAAGGGUAAUGAGGAGAAUCUGAGAGACAAAACACUCAAGGUCUUCUCACCAGGUGGGGAGGAGGCACCAGAGCCACAGCCGAAUCAGCUCAUGCGUACACCUUCAAAACUAGAGAGUGCUCGGAAAGCAAGGGAACUGAGGCAGAUGGUCAAGACCCAGAAGCCAGUGCCAAUGGGUCAGACCUCCAGCAAGAUGCCGGAUGAGUUGGAAGACCCUAACCGGAACUUCUACUUCUACUCCGAUGAUGGCGGUUUCCGGGCUACUCAUGAAGACAACGCUCCUGGAGAGGAGAUCUACUACCUUGGCAUCAUCGACUGUCUGACACACUACUCGUUCAUUAAACGCAUGGAACACUUUUUCAAAGGCAUCGCUAAUACCGAGUCACAAAUAUCUGCCAUACCCCCCGAACGAUACGGUGAUCGAUUCAUCAAGUUCAUCAGCGGCGUCACCAAAACCAAAGAAGCGGCCGAUCGCGAGAAGAUGGAAGAGGCCACUAACGAUCUCACCGAACUAUCGCUGGACGGUCUCAACCGAUCAUCGACCGACCGCGUUGUAGAGAAGGCAGAGCACCAAGCUGAACGCUCGCGACGACAAGGUCAUGGCGAGGAGAAUGUACCGAAUCUGCACAUGAGGGCAGUACGUAGUCCGUCCGCGGAAAGAGGAGAGAUUGGGACCACUCUUCCUGUAGUCGAGGAGGCUGGCGAGUCUUCGAGUGUUGGUGGGCAUAGCAAUCGGAGCGCCUCAGAUGGUGCCCAUGCUAUAACUACAAGCAACAAUGAGGCCUCGCCGCCUCCGCCACUCACAGGAGCACCCUAUCUUGGCCCCCCGCGCCUUGAGUCCAGAGCUAGGUCAACGUCCAGGGAAAGGGAUCAUUCACAGGGUAGGCCACCACCAACACCACCGAAAGACUCGGGCACCGCAAGUAGCGAUGGUCGGCCACCCACACCAGCAAAGGAUUCCGAGUACAUGUCUAAUAGGCACUCUGGGCCGCCCACACCACCGAAAGAGGACAAGAGAGGAGGGAUACCCAGAGCCUCUCUGGACAAGGACCUACCACGAACACCAUUAGAAACCACCAUCAGGGUUACCUAA
This is a messenger RNA of Alternaria burnsii, 2826 nucleotides long. Its product is annotated as saicar synthase-like protein. The transcript is spliced from 3 exons. The record is from RefSeq and is a predicted model, not a curated record. Gene Ontology annotation, biological process: phosphatidylinositol metabolic process. Bases 1 to 2826 code for a protein of 941 amino acids. Lineage: Eukaryota; Fungi; Ascomycota; Dothideomycetes; Pleosporales; Pleosporaceae. Gene Ontology annotation, molecular function: phosphatidylinositol kinase activity.